This is a messenger RNA of Oncorhynchus nerka (sockeye salmon), 660 nucleotides long. RefSeq lists its product as uncharacterized. The record is from RefSeq and is a predicted model, not a curated record. NCBI's taxonomy places the organism in Eukaryota, Metazoa, Chordata, Actinopteri, Salmoniformes, Salmonidae. The transcript has a single exon. The annotation marks the transcript as partial.
CCUCUACCCAUCCCUACCCUCAGCCCCUACCCCCAGCCCCUACCCUCAUCCCCUACCCUCAGCCCCUACCCCCAGCCCCUACCCUCAUCCCCUACCCUCAUCCCCACCCUCAGCCCCUACUCCCAGCCCUACCCCUACCCCUCAGCCCCUACCCUCAGCCCCUGCCCCCAGCCCCUACCCUCAGCCCCUACCCUCAGCCCCUGCCCCAGCCCCUACCCCCAGCCCCUACCCUCAGCCCCUGCCCUCAGCCCCUGCCCUCAGCCCCUACCCUCAGCCCUACCCUCAGCCCCUACCCUCAGCCCUACCCCCAGCCCCUACCCCCAGCGCGCUACCCUCAGCCCCUACCCCCAGCCCCUACCCUCAGCCCCUACCCUCAGCCCCCUACCCCAGCCCCCUACCUCAGCCCCUACCCUCAGCCCCUACCCUCAGCCCCUGCCCUCAGCCCCUACCCUCAGCCCCUACCCCCCCCAGCCCUACCCCUACCCUCAGCCCCUACCCCAGCCCCCUACCCCCAACCCCUACCCCUACCCCCAGCCCCUACCCCCAGCCCCUACCCUCAGCCCCUACCUCAGCCCUGCCUCAGCCCCUGCCCCCAGCCCUACCCUCAGCCCUACCCCAGCCCUACCCUCAUCCCCACCCCCAGCCCCUGCCCGUUAUUAA